AGAUAUGACUGUACCAGUUACAAGAAAAGACCUUAUGAUAGUCAAUAUGGGUCCUCACCAUCCAUCAAUGCAUGGUGUUCUUCGACUCAUCGUUACUUUAGAUGGUGAAGAUGUUAUUGACUGUGAACCCAUAUUGGGUUAUUUACACAGAGGAAUGGAAAAAAUUGCAGAAAACCGAACAAUUAUACAAUAUCUGCCUUAUGUAACACGUUGGGAUUAUUUAGCUACUAUGUUCACAGAGGCAAUAACAGUAAAUGGACCAGAACAGUUGGGAAACAUUCAAGUACCUAAAAGAGCUAGCUAUAUCAGAGCUAUUAUGCUGGAACUAAGUCGUAUAGCUUCUCAUUUGUUAUGGCUUGGUCCUUUUAUGGCAGAUAUCGGUGCACAGACACCUUUUUUCUAUAUUUUCAGAGAGAGAGAGUUGAUAUAUGAUCUAUUUGAAGCUGCCACAGGUAUGCGAAUGAUGCAUAAUUAUUUCCGUAUCGGAGGAGUAGCUGCUGAUUUACCUCAUGGCUGGAUAGAUAAAUGUUUGGAUUUCUGCAAUUAUUUUUUAACAGUGGUUGCUGAAUAUCAAAAGCUUAUUACGCGGAAUCCCAUUUUUUUGGAACGAGUUGAGGGGGUGGGCAUUAUUGGUGGAGAAGAAGCAAUAAAUUGGGGUUUAUCAGGACCAAUGCUACGAGCUUCCGGAAUCGAGUGGGAUCUUCGUAAGGUUGAUCAUUAUGAAUGUUACGACGAAUUUGAUUGGGAAAUUCAAUGGCAAAAAGAAGGAGAUUCAUUAGCUCGUUAUUUAGUACGAAUUAAUGAAAUGAAGGAAUCCAUAAAAAUUAUUCAACAGGCUCUGGAAGGAAUUCCGGGGGGACCCUAUGAAAAUUUAGAAGUCCGACGCUUUGAUAGAACAAAGGAUUCUGAAUGGAAUGAUUUUGAAUAUCGAUUCAUUAGUAAAAAGCCUUCUCCCACUUUUGAAUUGUCGAAACAAGAACUUUAUGUAAGAGUGGAAGCCCCAAAAGGAGAGCUGGGAAUUUUUCUGAUAGGAGAUCAGAGUGUUUUUCCUUGGAGAUGGAAAAUUCGUCCACCGGGUUUUAUUAAUUUGCAAAUUCUUCCUCAAUUAGUUAAAAGAAUGAAAUUGGCUGAUAUUAUGACAAUACUAGGUAGUAUAGAUAUUAUUAUGGGAGAAGUUGAUCGUUGAAAUGAUAAUUGAUACGACAGAAACACAAGCUAUCAAUUUUUUUUCCAGACCGGAAUCCUUAAAAGAGGCCUAUGAGCUCAUAUGGCUGCUUGUCCCUAUUUUUUCUCCUGUAUCAGGAAUCACUAUAGGGGUACUGGUUAUUGUGUGGUUAGAAAGAGAAAUAUCCGCAGGGAUACAACAACGUAUUGGACCUGAAUACGCUGGCCCUUUGGGAAUUCUUCAAGCUCUAGCAGAUGGAACCAAACUACUUUUCAAAGAGGAUAUUCUUCCAUCUAGAGGGGAUACUCGUCUAUUCAGUAUUGGACCAUCUAUCGCGGUCAUAUCCAUUCUAUUAAGUUAUUCAGUAAUUCCUUUUGGCUAUCGUCUUGUUCUAGUCGAUCUCAAUAUAGGUGUUUUUUUAUGGAUUGCCAUUUCAAGUAUUGCUCCUAUUGGACUUCUUAUGUCAGGAUAUGGAUCGAAUAAUAAAUAUUCUUUUUCGGGUGGUCUACGAGCUGCUGCUCAAUCGAUUAGUUAUGAAAUACCAUUAACUCUAUGUGUGUUAUCAAUAUCUCUACGUGCGAUUCGUUGGGGCAUAAACUUUUAUUUAAUUUACUUUUUUACUUAAAUUUUCUAAUUUACUUUAACUUUAUUUGAACUUUGACUUUGGUUUCUAGUAAAGAAGUUGAAUGUAUUGACUAGAUUACUUUAAUUUUUUAUUGAUCAUUCCAGUUAAUGAACUUAAGCAGAUAGUUAUAUGAGUGAAACAAAACAGCUUAAAAAUUCGCAGUAAAAAGAUUGAGUCUCUUUCCCUAUGUACAAGAGUUGGGUGGAAGUAAACAUAAGUAAAGCAGUAUAAACUAUUUACCCCAAGAUUGAUUGAUUAAUCAUCAGGGCUUGAAGCGGGUGCAAAAGAUUAAAUGUAUGGAGUUUUUACUAUUGCAUGUAUUACCAUACCGGGGAUCAAACAAAAAAGAGUGGACGGUUAGUAACACCAAGGUACACAAAGGAUUAGUAAUAGAGCUAAUGUAAGUUUGGACUACAUAAAAGGAAUUUUAAUGGGGCUUUAAGUUGGUAGAAAUGAUCAAGAAGUACUUUCCCAUGAUCCCGAUUCAGAGUAUCCUCCUAUCCACUGAUUAAAGAAAUGACUAUCAGGAACGAAGUAAUCUUUUUAUUUUUUUUUAGAGUCCCCUUUUCUGAGAAAGAAGAAUAGGAACGAAAGAAAUGGAAUGCAAUUGCAUGCAAU
This is a messenger RNA of Telopea speciosissima, 2408 nucleotides long. Its product is annotated as NAD(P)H-quinone oxidoreductase subunit H, chloroplastic. The transcript has a single exon. Gene Ontology annotation, molecular function: NADH dehydrogenase (ubiquinone) activity; quinone binding; NAD binding. Lineage: Eukaryota; Viridiplantae; Streptophyta; Magnoliopsida; Proteales; Proteaceae. The coding region runs from base 5 to 1186 and encodes 393 amino acids. The record is from RefSeq and is a predicted model, not a curated record.